This is a messenger RNA of Conger conger (European conger), 3764 nucleotides long. Its product is annotated as 1-phosphatidylinositol 4,5-bisphosphate phosphodiesterase delta-4-like. Gene Ontology annotation, molecular function: calcium ion binding; phosphatidylinositol-4,5-bisphosphate phospholipase C activity. The record is from RefSeq and is a predicted model, not a curated record. Bases 10 to 2298 code for a protein of 762 amino acids. The transcript has 15 exons. Lineage: Eukaryota; Metazoa; Chordata; Actinopteri; Anguilliformes; Congridae. Gene Ontology annotation, biological process: intracellular signal transduction; lipid metabolic process.
AAGCUACAGAUGGCUUCACUCCAAAGCAGCCUGCGCAUCCAGGGAGAUGACAACCUGCAGUCCAUGGUUGUGGGGACAGUGAUGCGGAAGGUGAAGUCUCGUGGCUGGAAGAAGCAGCGGUACUUCAAGCUGCAGGAGGACUGCAAGACCAUCUGGUACAAGUCCAAGAAGGCAGGAAACGCCCACUCCACAUUCUCUGUGAGUGACGUGGAGGCGGUACGCGAGGGGCACCAAUCGGAGGUCCUGCUCAGCAUCGCAGAGGAGUUCCCGCCCGACCGCUGCUUCACGCUGGUGUUCCGCGGGCGCCGUGGCAACCUGGACCUGGUGGCCGAGUCGGCAGAGGAAGCGCAGUCCUGGGUCAGGGGCAUGCGCAAGCUGAUGGAGAGCCUGGAGAGCAUGGGGCAGAGGGAGAAGCUCGACCAGUGGAUCUGUGAUUGGUUUAAAAAGGCCGAUAAAAACAAGGACGGACGAAUGAACUUCAAGGAGGUCCGGGACCUGCUGAAGAUGAUGAACGUGGACAUGAACGAGCACCACUCCCUGCGGCUCUUCACAAUGGCUGACCGGUCUCAGUCGGGCACACUGGAGGAUGACGAGUUUGUGCACUUCUACAAGAUGCUGACGCAGAGGGACGACGUGCUGAGGCUGUUCCAGACCUACUCCAGCGACGGGCAGACCAUGAUCCUGCGUGACCUGGAAGAGUUCCUCCGAGGAGAACAGCUGGAGGGGGACCGAAGCCAGCAGCGCUCCCUGGAGCUCAUCGACUGCUACGAGCCAUCCGACACCGCCAAGAUGCUCCAGGCCAUGUCUAUCGACGGCUUCCUGAUGUACCUGAGCUCUGCAGAGGAGUCCAUCUUCAGCCCCUGCCAUCAGGGCAUCUACCAGGACAUGAGCCAGCCUCUGUGCCACUACUUCAUCUCCUCGUCCCACAACACCUACCUGCUGGAGGACCAGAUACGCGGCCACAGCAGUGUGGAGGGCUAUAUCCGGGCUCUGAAGAGGGGGUGUCGCUGUGUAGAGGUGGACUGCUGGGAUGGCCCGAAUGGAGAACCCAUCGUUUACCAUGGACACACCUUCACCUCCAAGAUCCUUUUCAAAGAUGUCAUUACUGCUGUAGAAAACUAUGCCUUCAAGGCAUCAGAAUACCCCGUCAUCCUGUCCAUGGAGAACCACUGCAGUGUGGACCAGCAGCGAGCCAUGGCCCAGCACCUGAGCCUCAUCCUGGGGGACAAGCUGCUCAAGACUACGCUGGGUGGCAAGCUUCCCAACGGGCUGCCGUCUCCCGAGGAGCUGAAGGGGAAGAUUCUUCUGAAGGGGAAGAAGAUCGGGAGUCUGGAGGACAGCCUGAAUGGGAUUGGGGAGGAGCCCCUGAUGGGCGAAGUCAGCGAUGAAGACGAGGCAGCAGACAUGGAUGAAGAGAACAUGCGUGGUGACAGCCUGCGGCGCAGGGCGAGGAAAUCCAAGCAGCGUCUUUCCAAGGAGCUGUCAGACUUUGUGGUCUACUGUAAGAGCGUCCACUUCAACAGCUUCAAGCACUCUCGCAUUCACUCCAAGUUCUAUGAGAUCUCCUCCUUCACAGAAUCUAAAGCCCGGAAAUACAUGAGGGAAGCAGGGCCUGAGUUUGUGCACCACAACAGUAGGCAGCUGACAAGAGUUUAUCCCAGUGGGUUGAGGACCGACUCCUCCAACUUCAACCCACAGGAAAUGUGGAAUGCGGGUUGUCAAAUAGUGGCUCUGAACUUCCAGAAGGCAGGAGUGGAGAUGGACCUGAAUGAUGGCCUCUUCAACCAGAAUGGUCGCUGUGGUUAUGUCCUCAAACCAGAGUUCAUGAUGAGCCCUGAGAGGAGAUUCGACCCAGAGUGCCCCCAAAACUAUGAAGGCUACCAUCCUCUCAGCUUGGCCAUUCAGGUGAUCAGUGGACAACAGCUUCCCAAAGUGAAUAUCAAAGAGGGCUCGAUUGUGGACCCAUUGGUAAGAGUGGAGAUCCAUGGAGUGCCAAUGGACCAGGCUAAGCAGGAAACUAGAUACAUCGACAACAAUGGAUUCAACCCAGUUUGGAACGACAAUCUUCAGUUCACCAUACAUGUUCCUGAGCUGGCCAUGAUACGUUUCGUUGUGGAGGAUUACGAUAAGACGUCCAAGAAUGACUUUGUUGGCCAGUACACCAUACCACUGACUUGCAUUCAACAAGGAUAUCGACACAUCCAUCUUCUGUCCAAGGAUGGAACCAGCAUCUCUCCCGCCUCCCUGUUUGUGCACAUCAGGAUAUCUGAUCUACCGCCAUCUGGGCUGGGGCCUUAACAACCUACUAGGGCCUCAAUGACCUACUGGGGUUUCAACCACCUUCAGGGACCUCAACAAUCUCCUGGGACCUCGACCACUUACUGGGGCCUCAAUGACCUACUGGUGCCUUAACAACCUUCUGGGGCCUCAACAACCUCCUGGGGCCUCAACAACCUUCUGGGGCCUUAACAACCUUCUGGGGCUUCAACCACUUAUGGAGACCUCAACCAUCACAUUUGCAGGAUAUGGACACAUCCAUCUUCUAUCCAAGGAUGGAACCAGCAUCCCUCCCGCCUCCCGGUUUGUGCACAUCAGGAUAUCUGAUCUACCGCCAUCUGGGCUGGGGCCUUAACAAUCUACUAGGGCCUCAAUGACCUACUGGGGUUUCAACCACCUUCAGGGACCUCAACAAUCUACUGGGACCUCAAUGACCUACUGGGGCCUGAACAACCUUCUGGGCCCUUAACAAUCUACUGGGACCUCGACCACUUCCUGGGGCUUCAAUGAACUACUGGGGCCUUAACAACCUUCUGGGACUUUAACAAUCUACUGGAGCCUCAACCACCUACUGGGGCCACAACCUACUUAACUUACCAACCUGCAGAACGACUGUGUUACUCCUGUGAGCUCCUCCCAGAAACCUAGGCCUCUUAAAAAGUUUUUUUUUGCAGUACACUAAACUUUUGGCAAACAGGAGUGGACAAGGCUGUUAGCUUUGAAGAGUUACAAUAUACAGUACAUACAUGAAAAACUGGGUUGGUCAAAAAGGCACAAAGCCUGAUAAGCAGACAUGUCUGUACCUAGUUUGUGUGGCGGAAAUGAAAACAAUAGACACCAGCCAAUAGAUGACCUAAACAGGUUGAUGUGGAGCGGAAAUCAUCCAUUCAUGCUGUGUCCAUUUCACUGGCUAAAUUGGGUUGCCACUGACCUUGUGUGUCCCAGUCAUGUACCUUAGCCACUAGGCUACAGGCUGCCCCUUUAAAUCUCUUAACUUCCAAUGCAGAACAAUUUGCUGCCAUUAUUCUGAAACUUGCAAAGUUAACAUCUGCUUGGAAUGUGGUGACAAGCACCACACACUGCAUUCACAUCAGUCACAAUAACACUGUAAAACCAAACAAAUGUAUGAAGAGUCAACUGUGUUUUUAUAGUGACUUGAGGUGAAACUUUAUGCAAUCUGAACACAUUUUUCAUUGCAGUACUAGCCAAAAACCACACGACAGUAACUGAACAUUUCAGCCGAUAUUACUGAAUUAAAUCUGGGUCACAGACACCCAAUCCCUUUCAUCAGUGCUGAACAAAACACUUGUGUCUCCAAGUAAUGAAAUUCUUAGCAUAAAACUGCUUCCAUCGUGUGAUUGUUUAGAUUCAUGUGUUUUUGAGUAGACAGAGCUGGUACUGAACUUUCAACAUGAUAAAAUGUAGAGAUAGCUUUCUUGACACUGAUUUGUUUUAUUUCUAUACACCAACAAGAAUUCACUGAGAAA